This is a messenger RNA of Morone saxatilis (striped sea-bass), 4187 nucleotides long. It is a transcript of the gene cdr2l, whose product is annotated as cerebellar degeneration-related protein 2-like. Lineage: Eukaryota; Metazoa; Chordata; Actinopteri; Moronidae. The record is from RefSeq and is a predicted model, not a curated record. The transcript is spliced from 5 exons. The coding region runs from base 1179 to 2612 and encodes 477 amino acids.
UGUCCGUGUCAGGGGACGCUGCAAAAUACAAGGUGACGUCACCUCCAGUAGUGCUGCCUUCAAGUGCCCCUUGUAACUUUGAAUGUCCCACAUUCAGAUACCAAAAAGGAAGGGUAAAAAAAGAUGACAUCCAUUGAGAACAACAUGGCGGCAGUGUGUGUGGUGUCCAUUGUAGGGUUACGUUUCAAAUCAAGAUUAAAUGGCUGGCCCAUGCUUGGUAAAUACUGAUAAAACACAAUUUGCUGGCAUUAUACACCUUUGAACACAAUAUAAACUUACAUCAUAAGGGCCUUUAAAUUAAUCCGCCAUUAUUGUUUAAUAUUUAGGCCCUGUCUUAAAUCCACGUGUCAAAAUCCAGCCCCAAGACUAGACUCAUUAUUUCAGUUUUGUGCUUCUUCUAGUCUAGGUUUUAUAGAAGUCCACCAAAGUCCACCAAAUCACCCACUCAAGCAGUUAGGAUCACCUACACAAAUAAAAAUAUGUAAACUUUUCUCAAUAUGGACAAUACAGAUCAUUAGUCUCCACAAAUCAGUCAUUCAGUUCAUUUUACUGAAACCAUGAGCACCAACGUAUCACAUGAUCAAAUGAAUCAUUUGUAAUUGGUAUGCUAUUUGAUAGCCUAAUUUUUUAUAAGUAAUACUCUGGUUUAAAUAAACAAUUAGUAUUUGACAAGAGGAACUGAAGGGCUGUGUCAUAUAGACGCCUGUUCCAAAUAGUGAAAUAAAAUCCUGGGCUAUUAACUGAAAUAAGCAAUAAUAAAACAACAAAGAGUGCCCACGUCUGACAAACAGGAUUUCCGACAGCACAUGAACGCAGCAGCAGCAGCAGCAGCACUCAGUGAGCUGGAGCGGGCUGUCAACCUGCGUCUGCAGGGCCCCGCUGCGGCUGCACAUCAAACACUGAGGAGACAGACACAAGGGACACUGAGGGCUCCUCCACCGACUGUGUGUCUCACGGCUGCAGGUCUGAACGGCCUCAUGUGGCUUCGUUCGCCUCUGCAGAUGCCUUGAAGGAGCAGGUGCGCUGCCGGGGAAUUUUUUUUUUUUUUGUGUGCCUUUAAGUAAAUUGUCUCAAAGGGUUACACACUUGGCGAGGCUGCGCCGCUGUUGUUUGUUGUCACUUCCGGUCCGUGAAUUAGCAGAUCACGUCGCCGGUGAAGAAGAAGUUCAUCAGCAUCGAUGCUCCGUGCAGGCAGGAUGGAGGAGUUUGUCACGGAGGAAGAGGAGCCGUGGUACGAUCAGCGGGACCUGGAGCAAGAUCUGCACUUGGCAGCCGAGCUCGGCAAGACUCUCCUGGAGCGCAACAAGGAGCUGGAGGACUCCCUGCAACACAUGUACAUCAACAAUGAGGAGCAAGUGCAAGAGAUAGAGUACCUGUCCAAGCAGUUGGAAAUGUUGAGGGAGAUGAACGAGCAGCACGCAAAGGUGUAUGAACAGCUGGACGUGACUGCCAGAGAGCUGGAGAUCACCAACGAGAAGCUGGUGCUGGAGAGCAAGGCCUCACAGCAGAAAAUAGACAGGUUGAUGGGCACCAUGGAGACCUUGCAGAGUCAGGUGGACAGUCUGACAUCUCGGGUGGAGGAGCUGCGAACUCUGGAGGAGCUGAGGGUCCGCAGAGAGAAGAAGGAACGGCGCAAGACUGUCCACUCCUUCCCCUGCCUCAAAGAGCUGUGCACUGCGCCAAGGUAUGAGGAUGGUUUCUUGCUGGCCAACCCAGGCAGCGUGGACCUGGCUGAAAGACGGCCAGGGGAUGAGGAGAAUGAGCGUCUGAGAAACAUCGUCUCCUCCCUGCGCGCAGCCAUGGCCACAGAGAGGUCCAAGAGGGAGGGCGCUGAGCGGGAGUGUGCCGCCGUGCUGCAGGAGUUUGAGCGUCUGGAGCAGCGUCUCUUAGGAGCAGAGGGCUGCCAGAUGCGGGUUCAGGAGCUCGAGGCUGAGCUCCAGGAGAUGCAGCAGCUGAGGAAGUCCAGAAUGUGUCUGAUUGGGGGCAUGGAAGACGGCUUAGAGAUGUUGCUCAACAACGGCCCCGAGACGGACACCCCGGAGGAGGGCUUAGGGCCGGAAGAGGGAGGUGAAGGAGAGGCGGGGGGCACGGGGCAGCAGGGAGGCCCAGUGAGGAAAAGCUGCAGCGACACAGCUCUGAAUGCCAUCUCAGCCCGUGACGCCUCAGGUAGGCGCCAGGGCAGCUACGCCCUCCAUGCCAACGGCGUGCGCAAACGCGGCAUGUCCAUCCUGCGGGAAGUGGACGAGCAGUACCACGCCCUGCUGGAGAAGUACGAGGAGCUGCUGGGGAAGUGCCGGGGUCACGAGGAGAGCCUGUGCCACGCUGGGGUGCAGACUUCACGGCCUGUCUCCAGAGACCCCUCCAUCAAAGAGUACAGCAUGGUCUCUGCGGGACCUUCAACAUCAGGGGCCGUUGCCACCCCUCCAACACCUCCUCAAACGCCCUCCACCCCGGAGGCCCUGGAGGGGCUCAGCAGGCAGGUGGAGCAAGUGGACAAACGGCUCAGCCAAAACACGCCCGAGUACAAGGCGCUGUUCAAAGAGAUCUUCUCCCGCUUGCAGAAGACCAAGAGUGACAUGAACUCCACCAAGAGCAGGAAGAGUCACAAAUGAGCCAGAGCUCAUUCUAACAGCUACUGAUACUACAGGCACUGAAAACACUCACUAAACACGAUUUAUUUGUCUUAAUUUACCUCACUGUUUUGAAGGCUUCUUUGUUUUACUUUUGCCCACUCGUGAACUGAUGGGUGGAUGCCUGUAGCCAUGUUGAGUCAGGUGAUUAAUGAUGCAUACUCAGCAGUGGACACUCGCACCAUUUGCUGCCAAAUGUUACUGCCAAAUGUUAUACUUCACUACACGGAUGAAAGAUCGUUGAUGUGGAUGAAAUGCCUUGUCCUGAGUGACGACAAAUAGAGAGGAAGGUUUUGUUUCUGUCCAAGGACAGUCUAGUGUGUGAUGUAGUAUUUGUAAUUGAUUAAUUUAAGUAUUGCCAUUUAUUUUUUAUUUAUGAAAAAUAAUGAAUAUUAAACAGGACAAAAUCAGCCAUUGGCUUUGAAACGACUUGGCAUUUGAAGCAUGUAUCUGUCUAAUAAACACUAAGUGCUAAAUUGUUCUUUAAAAGCAGGUAAAAACUAAAUCACAAGGUUUUGACCAGCUUAUUAUUAUCAUGACUGUUUGUGUGCAAAUUUGAAUUUGUCGGAUGGUACAAAUCCUUCAAGACGGCUGCCAAAGCUUACUGUGUAUAAGUGUUUGAUGGAGAUUGGUUUACUUACAUGGUUUAUUGUAACUCAUCUUGUGAAGGAGAUGACACCUGAACAGAUGGUGUUUUUACAGCAUGCAUUACAAGCUGCAGGGGAUUGAUCUGUUUCAGGGGGUUUGUUUGAUCAUUUCAGACAUGACAACAAUCAGUUCUGCACUGUGCUAUCACACUGUCAAAGCUGUUCCUGUAAUAGGCCAUGUAAAAUGUUUUCUGUUAAUUAAAAUGAGCUAUGUAUUGACCAUUUUCCUUUAUUUUGUUAAGUGCUCAGGGAGGCUACAAUUCAAAUCCUUCAAGUUGAAUACGAGCUGUGGGAGCAAGAAAGAAAAAAAUCCAGGUAGUUUCUGUUGGGUUGAAUAAAACAACCAGACACAUGCACGCCCAGUCUGAACACUUUAAUGUGAACACAGGAGAUCAGUAAACUGUAGGUAAUACAAGUAGCACACAUUGAGUCAAACCCAACCCACAGAGAGAAACAUCAGUCCAUGACACAUGACAGCUGAAUGAAGCUGCGGAGAACAGACUUCAUCCACAUACUUAUGGAGUGUAUAAAAAAAAAGAAAACACUUUUCAAUGGCAGGAUGUCUUACCCAUCGAUGUCUGGUUGGGGACUGAUGUCUCUGUACUGGUUUAAAGUCAAUUACAGACAACGUUUCACCUCACUGAUCAGCAGGAGCAGCAUGUGGUUGUAAGAGACUGGAGGCACAGUCAGCAUUGGUAAUUUUUAAACUUAACGUGAUAACGAGGCGAGCGCGUUUCGAUUCGUGAGGGAACUAAGGGAACGCCUCGGACACACUGGAAAUAUGGCCUCAGGGACUAGAGGACGCUGGCUGACAAAAAGCUGUUAGUACGACCUGGACUCAUAUUCACAGUUGUAAAUGAUCUAAAAUAACCUAAUUUUACUGAUAUUUAGAAAACUACAAGUACUGCAA